AUGGAAAACCAAACUUGUAUUGACAAAAAUCAAAGGUCUAAAUUCUUAAUGAAUGACACUACAAAUGAGUCUAGCAACAGCGAUUUUACACUUGGUAUUAAAGAAAUUAGUUUUACUGACCACCACAACACUGAUUUAGAAAGUUGGCAUUUACACGGAAAUUCUGAUAAUAAUGAAAAUAUACCUGAAAAUAAUGUCAAAAGAGACAGGGCUGUGACAAGACAAUAUUUUUUAAAAACAAGCGUGACAAAGACAUUGAUAGCUCAAGACAAGACCGAGACAAGAUCUUUGAAGAACAUGUCUUAA
Messenger RNA from Helobdella robusta, 306 nucleotides. RefSeq lists its product as hypothetical. Lineage: Eukaryota; Metazoa; Annelida; Clitellata; Rhynchobdellida; Glossiphoniidae. The transcript has 3 exons. The coding region runs from base 1 to 306 and encodes 101 amino acids. The record is from RefSeq and is a predicted model, not a curated record.